CGAAUAGCUAGUAGUCUGUCUCCACCAACCCCGCAGUUCCUGCCUGCCCACACUUCGCCCCUCCCCCCGCUCUUCAUCUGGCUUCUUUGACUUACGCCUGAGCCUUCUCUCCGGCCUGGAAACCUUACUCCCGCCCCUUUUGCGUGGCCCCAGCUUCAGCUCAGGGCUCUUUGUCACAGCUCCGCCCACUUGAGCACACCCUCCAGGAAAGGUUCCCUGUUCCUUCCCCACUCACGCUGGGUCUAAGCUGACUGAGAUGAACCAUCGGGAAGCCAAGGUCCUCCCAGCUGAGCACUGUUACCCAUCCCUGGGAACAUGGGCCUCAGAAGCUGGCGGUGUGAGGCUUUCUGUGCCACGCUCUAUCAGCAGGAGCCCAGCCAUGGUGAACGAGGGCAGCAGCAGUGGUAGCGAGAACUCCAAGGACAGUUCGAGAUGUUCCACCCCCAGCCUGGACCCAGAGCGGCACGAGAGACUCCGGGAGAAGAUGAGGCGCAGAAUGGACUCUGGUGACAAGUGGUUCUCUCUGGAGUUCUUCCCUCCUCGGACUGCUGAGGGGGCUGUUAACCUCAUCUCAAGGUUUGACCGGAUGGCAGCAGGGGGCCCCCUCUUCGUGGAUGUUACCUGGCACCCAGCUGGAGACCCUGGCUCAGACAAGGAGACCUCCUCCAUGAUGAUUGCCAGCACAGCAGUGAACUACUGUGGCUUGGAAACCAUCCUGCACAUGACCUGCUGCCAGCAGCGCCAGGAGGAGAUUACAGGCCAUCUGCACAGAGCCAAGCAGCUUGGCCUGAAGAACAUAAUGGCACUGAGGGGAGACCCUGUAGGUGACCACUGGGAAGCAGAGGAAGGAGGCUUCAACUGUGCCACAGACCUGGUGAAGCACAUCCGGAGCGAGUUUGGCGACUACUUUGACAUCUGUGUGGCCGGUUACCCCAAAGGCCACCCUGAGGCAGAGAGCUUUGAGGAUGACCUGAAGCACUUGAAGGAGAAGGUGUCUGCAGGAGCUGACUUCAUCGUCUCCCAGCUCUUCUUCGAGGCCAGCACCUUCUUCCAUUUUGUGAAGGCCUGCACAGAAAUAGGCAUCUCCUGCCCCAUCCUGCCUGGGAUCUUUCCUAUACAGGCUUACUCCUCCCUUCGGCAGCUUGUAAAGCUGUCCAAACUGGAGGUACCACAGGAGAUCAAGGACGUCAUCGAGCCGAUCAAAGACAAUGAUGCUGCCAUCCGCAACUAUGGCAUUGAGCUGGCUGUGAGCUUGUGCCGGGAGCUGCUGGACAGUGGCUUGGUGCCGGGCCUCCACUUCUACACCCUCAACCGUGAGGUGGCCACCAUGGAGGUGCUAAAGCAACUGGGCAUGUGGACUGAGGACCCCAGGCGUCCCCUGCCCUGGGCUGUCAGUGCGCAUCCCAAGCGCCGGGAGGAAUAUGUGCGUCCCAUCUUCUGGGCCUCUAGACCAAAAAGUUAUAUCUACCGCACACAGGACUGGGAUGAGUUUCCCAACGGCCGCUGGGGUAAUUCCUCCUCACCAGCCUUUGGGGAGCUGAAGGACUACUACCUCUUCUACCUGAAAAGCAAGUCCCCCAGGGAGGAGCUGCUGAAGAUGUGGGGUGAGGAGCUCACCAGCGAAGAGAGUGUCUUUGAAGUCUUUGAACAUUACCUCUCUGGAGAGCCAAACCAGCAUGGCCACACAGUGACCUGCCUGCCCUGGAACGAUGAUCCCCUGGCAGCAGAAACCAGCCUGAUGAAGGAAGAGCUGCUCCGAGUGAACAGACUGGGCAUCCUCACCAUCAACUCACAGCCCAACAUCAAUGGGAAGCCGUCCUCAGACCCUGUUGUGGGCUGGGGCCCUAGUGGGGGCUACGUCUUCCAGAAGGCCUACUUAGAGUUCUUCACCUCCCCUGAGACAGUGGAGGCACUUCUGCAAGUGCUCAAGAAGUACGAGCUCCGAGUCAACUACCACAUUGUGGAUGUGCAGGGGAAGAAUAUCACGAAUGCCCCCGAGCUGCAGCCCAAUGCUGUCACCUGGGGCAUCUUCCCUGGUCGAGAGAUCAUCCAGCCUACUGUGGUGGAUCCCAUCAGCUUCAUGUUCUGGAAGGAUGAAGCCUUUGCCCUGUGGAUCGAGCAGUGGGGUAAACUCUAUGAGGAGGAAUCCCCAUCCCGCAUGAUCAUCCAGUACAUCCAUGACAACUACUUCCUGGUCAACCUGGUGGACAACGAGUUCCCGCUGGACAGCUGCCUGUGGCAGGUGGUAGAAGACACAUUUGAGCUGCUCAACAGGCACACCACAAAGACAGCAGCUCAGGCCCCAUGAGCCUGCAUCCUGGCAUCGUCCUCUCCUGGAGCACCCCCUCUCAUCUCUCCACACAUGAUAAUGACAGCUAGACUGUCAGAAAGCAUCCAGGCUCUGGCUGGACCUGAGAUGCCCCAUUUCGGAGGCUCAUGCUCUCUGCUUAAGGUCAUGAGAUGAGAUUGACCUGAGCAGGGCCCAGCUAUGCCCAUGGCCGUGUCUAGCCCACUCCUGGGCUCCUGAGCGGGCACUCCUGCCAGCUGCCAUCCUCUCUGUUGAGCCUAGCCAACAAGCUGUCCUGGCACUCCUCCCCAGUCAGCCCUCAGGCCUUCCUACCUGGGGUAGUGACUGGCAGGUACAGAUGGCUGCUCCUGAGGUCUUGUUUGAGUCAGGGAGGGGGAGGAAGCUGUGCAUAGAGCAACUUAGGUAGAGCAGGGGAUUUCCUCUCCCCUUGUCUCCCAGGCCCAGGUGACUGCAGUGGAGAGAAGCCUUGGAGGGACUGAGCAGAGGCAGCCAGGAUGAGGAGGUCCUUUUAUUGCCGUCCCGCCCCCACCCCAGAGCUCUGGGAGCUGACCCCUCCAGCUGUGGACCUGUUCCUUCCCACAGAGGUCUAGGCUUGGCUCUGUUUAUUCCACAGCUGCUGCAUCUGGGCUGCUGUCAAGUGUUUCCAGGGCACAGGUGCUGCUGGUUCCUCUCGUGGGCUCCUGGCUACCAGGCGCUGGUACCACUUUUCAAAGGCCUGGAGGCAGGGAGGGACAAGAAAUGCUAUUUGUCUCAGGCUCCCUCCAGGGCCUGUACUGGGCCUGUCAGACUGACACCUGAGCUAUGCUCUGUGUCUCAACCAGAGGCCCUUUCUCUACCCUGGUAGCCAACCCACCCUAUCUCAGCCCAAAUAUACAGGCUCUGAAUAGACUGGACUUGUAACCUGGGAAGCUGUGCCCAGUGACCUGCAAAUGAGAAGCCUGUGUUUGACCCAGGCCCUACCGGGACCAGCAUGGGCAGCAGGUGCCACAAACAGCCUGGUUCUCAGAUUGAGUGACUGUGACACUGGGCUGGGCUUAAGGCCACCAGUCAAGGGCUCUAAUGUCGAGGCUGUGUGCUCUGUAACCACUGACCAACUUCCUGAAUGAGGAGCCCUCCUGUCUGAGCAGGGACAAGCCCUCCCCCGCAUGGCUCUCCCCAAAGGUGACACGGGUUUUGGAAGGCUGGCUAGUGAAGGGAGGUAGAGCCACCUGGGAAAGGACCCAGAUGUCUUCCUGCUGGUGCAACCGUCGGGCCACCUGCAGCUGAAGGACCUUUUUCCGCCAUGUCCUCCAGGCCCGGUCCAGGUGCCAUUGUCUGAGCUACAGAGAGAGGUGACAGAAAAACCCUCUGCCAUCCUGGCAGCCCUGGUCCUUCUACAUCUGCCAUCCCAGGGUGAAAGGGAUGUGACAGGGGCCAUCAUCUAGGAAAUGUUAGCAGACAAGGACCCCUGAGCCCCAUCCCCAAGGCUUUGGACCACACUGAGAUGCAGUUAGUGUCUAGAGUUUGCCAAGGGAUGAGAUGAAUGAGAGAGAAGUUGCUCCCAGGGCCUCUGCAGGGUAGAGAGGAACUGAGCCUACCUACCAGGGUCCGAGACAGCUGCUCCAGCCAGUGAACAUCUACCCAGCGCUGCCAUGCCCUUGCCAGACACCUGGCCUGCUGGGAAGCCUGGAACUGCCAACACUGUAGGUACCUGUUCCUGCAGGCCAAGCACAUCACAACCUCUACAAGGUGAAGAGCAAGAGCCCCAGAGCCAUCCUGCUGGGGUCACCCAGUCACUGGCCUGAGAGGACCACCCCUCCCCCAUGCACAUACAAAGCUGAUCCUGCCCUAGCCACCUUUGGGGAGCCUCGCCUUGGCCCCGGAGGGCCCUGGUCUCAGAGCUGCAGAGCUCGCCUAGUCCUGUAGGGAGCUGUGCCCAUGCAGGCAGCGGCAGCCAGAACUGGAAGGUUGGGCAGAGGGGUCUCUCUCUGUCACCUGGAGAGGAGAAUUGUGUCAAGGGAGGAUAAUGCCUUGGUUUGGGAGAGCAGUGGCCACCCUCAGGUCUCCAGGUUGUGGGCUGGCCCGAGGAGCUAAUGGCAGCGGAAGGGAAUGGUCCAGACAGCUGUGAACAGGGGCAGUGUUCCACAGGGCUUGGCCUGAGGGCUGGGACCAGGGACUCAGCUCCUUACUCAGAGCACAGGAUGGGGUCCUCUGUAUGCCUCUUCCAUGCUGCCGUGCCAGGCUGGGCAACACAUUCGGUAGACCAGGUGUCCAGCAGCUGUGGCUCUGAGGGAACAGCAGGGGAGCAAGGAUCAAACGCAGUGGGCUUGAGCAUGCUGACCAGGAGGGACUCCUGCCCCCUGUGUGCAUAAGGGGGUGUCUCUCCCAGGCGUUCCAAGACCCUCCAGAGGAGGCAAGCCACUAGGACAUGGCUUGUGCUGCCUCUGACCAUUCUCCCAUCUGGCUGAAGACAGCUAAGCAGAGACUGGCCCAAUGAUAGCUGCCCUGUGGUGGAGCUCAGGCCAUCCCUGAGAGCUAAGUCAUACUCCUGACUUAAGCUUUAGGACAUUGCUGAAGCCUUGCCUCUCAGAUGUGGCCUGAGGGCUGAGCUCCCAACUAAUACAACAUAUAUGGGUGACUCCCUGCCACCACAGGAUGGCUCACCACCUGCACAUGUUGCCAGGUGUGGGCUACCUUGUGAGUGUGCCUGUGGUAAAGAGCAGGGCCUUGGGUACCACUCUCAGUGUCUGCUUUAUUUCUAGAAGCCCCAGUGUAUGAGAGCACAGUGUAUGGGAACCUGGCCAUUACUGCGAGAAUGAAGUAUGUAUACUUUUAAAGGGUGGCAGUAUCCCCGUGAAAUUUCACUACUCAAGAGGCUGAGUUGAAACAACUUGGGCUAUACAAGCUGGGUCUACAAAGCCCUGAAAAUCUGCAAGUAAAAGCAUGAGACCCUAUAAUCUGCCAUUGCCCUCGGCCCAUGCCUGGGAGUUCUGAAACCCAGCAACACUAUGGCAAUUCCAUUUAAAAGGCAAAAGCCACUUUGGUGGUUUUCUUAGGCUCUUUCUAAAGUCAAUUCUGUUCUUUCUGAAGCAGGACUCCUGGUGAUGCCGAGUUGUCCUUAGGAACACUGCCCGGCCUGUCAGGAUCAUGGGCUGGUCCCUCAGCUAAUCUCAGACUGCUGGGCAGUGCUGUUUCUUGCCCCUGGCAUUUGUGAUGCCCUCUUCACUCCUGCUAGGCCAUAAGCCCCUCAUUGUUACGUCAGAGCUAAGGACUUCUGGGUCCCAUUUUCAUACAAAAAUAAAAACCUACUUUCUACUUUAUUUUCUGUAAUGGGCACAUUUCAUUUUUUUCCAAUAAAACUAAAAUUGCUGCUGUC
Messenger RNA from Peromyscus californicus insignis, 5663 nucleotides. It is a transcript of the gene Mthfr, whose product is annotated as methylenetetrahydrofolate reductase. Bases 257 to 2308 code for a protein of 683 amino acids. Lineage: Eukaryota; Metazoa; Chordata; Mammalia; Rodentia; Cricetidae. Gene Ontology annotation, biological process: tetrahydrofolate interconversion. Gene Ontology annotation, cellular component: cytosol. The record is from RefSeq and is a predicted model, not a curated record. Gene Ontology annotation, molecular function: methylenetetrahydrofolate reductase [NAD(P)H] activity; FAD binding. The transcript has 12 exons.